AUGCCCAAUGGUCGACGCUAUGCUGGACUUGCACUCGCACUCAUCUCCAUGCAAGUUCCAAAGCUGGUGGUGACGUCCUCGAACUCCCCGACCUUCACGCUCAGUUUCGCCUCGGAAGCCCUUGCCGGAACCGAGUUGCCUCGGAACGAUUCGUCCUUUGCCUUCAAUGGCUCGACGUCCGACAUUGCGCGCCAGCUCUAUCUCCGACAUCAAGCAGGGGACCGGAUUGCUCAAGUGGUGCCGAAUUCCAUUCCAGCAGCUGUUACCGCUCGUCUAGUGCCUCUGAACAUCGCGUUCAAGCACUUGCCCGGGUUGCUCCAGCGGGCCUUGCUAUGGGACUCGGGGUACGUCAUUUCUCCAGUGAAUGACGCAGUGCAGAUCUGGACGUUAGGGGGUCGACCGAUGGCUCACUUGGCGGUGUCCGAGGUUGAGUUCCACACGACGGGGUGCACGGCCUUGAACUGUAGCCAACCGGACGGAACAAUGUACUACGCCAAUGAAUUUUGCACAGGAACGCAGAUGCUGACAACAGCCAAGUGUUUAAUGGAUACCUUCGAGUCGGACUCGAGUUCCCAUCUCGCUAUGUGGUCGGACGGAGGAGAUGUUGACAUGGUCCCGGAACUUCGAGCGGUUAUGCAUGGCUGGUUGGAUGCGUCCACGAAUAGUUCGUACCUCCUGGCUGCAGUGCAUACUGCCAGGUUGGAGUCAGAACCAGCCUAUGGAGUGUGCAAGAAAGAUGGCUAUGGAUCGCUUGUGGUGCCGUGCUAUUCGUUGAAACACGCUGCUGCAGAGAUUGUGGCAGUGAUGGCAGAACCGGUUGAAACGCCGUGGAUUACGACCUGGAUCAAGCAGUAUCAGGUGACUACUGAUACAUCGGUAAGCAGCGAAGGCAGCAGCAGCAGCAGCAAUCUCGGUGCCUUUCAUCCCUGGUUACUCAUCCCGAUCAUUAUCGCCGUAAUUGUAGCAGCUGGGUUGAUCUUCUUUGUCGUGUUGAGGAAGCGACGACAGUUGCGAUCCGUGUACUGGCAGCACGACUCGUUUCGAGAAAGUGAAGUCGCGGAACUUGGACGGAAGACGAAACUUACUGUGCCUCUUGCUACGCCGUACCAACACGGGACUGGGCAGCGGCAACGUCGCACCGAGCAACCGGUGGUUAAUGAGCAGGUUCCAACGCUUUGCUGCUCACCUGAAGAGAACGAUUGUCCGGUUGAAGAAGCUGUGCCUAUGGUUGGAGAAGUGGUAUCACGUUCACGACGAUACACGGCUCCUGCGUCAAGAAUCGACUUGGUAGUUAAAGAAGAACUUCCUGCAAUCUUAACGGAUGUACGAUCUACUCGAAGCAGCACCAUGUCAACAGCGCAGAGCCCUGUCUCAAGAGCAUCCAGUCGAGCUGCAGCUUGUAUUGCAACAGCAGAGCGCAGUCACUCAGCUCGUGGAGUUUCACCUCAUGCAGCUCGUCAAGCUGAAGCUCGGAGUGGGAACCUGAGAUCAGAAGUUCGUUCUACUAGAUCCUCGACGUAUUGUUAUGCACCUACUGGUCGAGAGUAUCUCCCGCAGCUUCGUGAGUCGGCGUCGAUGCCUCCGAUUCGAGAGUCAGUGUCAACUAUCCGCGAUUCCAUUCAAGCUGACCGUGCUCUGAUUCCUGCAAUGAGGGAGACGUUCUGUCGUUACUCUGCAGCAGACAACGUGCAGUACACGUUGACAACUGAUCCCAACCUUAUCGGGAAGCGAAUUGCAUGGGAGCGGAUUGAGCUGGAUCGCUUACUUUCGAGUGGUGCAUUCGGAGAAGUGUGGCUGUGUCGGUAUGCAAGCAAGCAAGUGGCUGUCAAGCGGUUGUUGCAGUCGAAAAAGCCCACGUUUCGCGAGACAGAAGCGUUUACAAGCGAGAUCCGACUGACUGCUAGCCUCGACCACCCUAACAUCGUGCGGUUCAUUGGUGUGUGCUGGAGCAGUCUCGAGAGCUUGGCCAUGGUGGAAGAGUAUCUGUCUCGAGGAGACUUGCAAAACUAUUUACAGCGGAAUAGCGAUCUCAUGACUUGGGCAUGUGAUAAAAUUGACAUGGCUAUUGGGGUAGCAAGAGCGAUUGCGUACUUGCACGGCCGCCAAGUCAUUCAUCGUGAUAUCAAGGCUCGAAACGUGUUGCUUACGAAGCGACUGCGGCCAAAGCUGAUUGACUUUGGGGCGAGUCGGCUCUGGGCUCCCAGCGACAUGUCAGCUGGCGUUGGGACACCUUUUUGGACUGCACCAGAGGUGCUCGAGAGCUCCGAGUACACUGAGAAGGCAGAUAUUUAUUCGUUUGGAGUGCUGCUAUCGGAGUUGGACACUGGUAAAGCUCCUUACCACAACAUGUUGCGGCCGAACGGGGAGAAGGCAAAACCUUUUCUCAUUUUGAAGAAGGUCGUCGACGGUUCAUUGCGACCGAGUCUCGUGACAGGGUGUCCCCAGCGGAUCCGCAAGGCAGCUGAAGCAUGUUUCCAACACGAUCCAAAGCUAAGACCGUCAGCUGCAGAACUGGUCAAACUCCUGGAUGGCUAA
This is a messenger RNA of Peronospora matthiolae, 2535 nucleotides long. The record is from the annotation of a GenBank genome assembly. NCBI's taxonomy places the organism in Eukaryota, Oomycota, Peronosporomycetes, Peronosporales, Peronosporaceae.